GACACCAUCCCACCCAACACCAGGACACCAUUCCACACAGCAACAGGACACCAUCCCACACAACACCAGUGAACUAUCCCACCACCAGCACACCAUCCCACCCAACACCAGCACACCAUUCCAUCCAACCAGGGCCACUAUCCUAGAUAUGCACCCAAAUAAAUAUAUGGACAUAACAUUGUUAUUUCUGUUGCUACAAUGUAGCUCUAUAAACUGUCUGGACUAUACUAUGUAUGUUGGGAGGGGGAGGUUGAAUGUACCUCUGUGAACUGCCUGGACUGUACUAUGUAUGUUAAGUGGGGGGAGGUGGGAUGUAGCUCUAUAAACUGUUUGGACUGUACUAUCAAUGUUAGGAGGAGUGGAAGUGGGGUGUAGCAUUAUAACCUGUCUGGACUGUACUAUGUAUGUUAGGUGGAGGGGGUGGAGCAGGUUGCUUUAUAAACUGUCUGGACUGUACUAUGUAUGUUAGGUGGAGGGGGUGGAGCAGGUAGCUUUAUAAACUGUCUGGACUGUACUAUGUGUGUUAGGUGGAGGGGGUGAAGCAGGUUGGUUUAUAAACUGUCUGGACUGUACUAUGUGUGUUAGGUGGAGGGGGUGAAGCAGGUUGCUUUAUAAACUGUCUGGACUGUACUAUGUGUGUUAGGUGGGGGAGGUGUGUGAGGGAUGAGUUAAGCGGGGGGGAUCGUGAGGUUGAAACCUAAUCCCCAGGUCUGCAGCACUGCUGGAUGAUAUAGAAACGAACAUGUAAAUCCUGCCUUCACAACGUCCUUUUGUCUGGAUAUUAGAUUUCUUAAUUGCUUUUUUACUUUUUUGGAUUUACUUUAAUGCCAAGGGAAUGCCAAGUUUGUGGCCUUGUACAUCUGCUUACCAGGAGUUCAUAGAGUCCCAACAUUACAGCUACUGAGGCCUUAUCCAAGCAACAAGGUCCUUCGCCAACCUGUCUGAUUCUUCUGUGGGCGACCAGUGACCGGAGAGCGACCAGCGACCACAGAAACAGUGACCCUGCCAGGGAUUAUGCCAAUCUAGCUGUGGUCGACAUCUCCACCAGAACCGCGGCUCCAACCGCGCCAACACAGGCCCUCUCCAGCAGCGAGCAUGGACGAGCCGUGGCAGAACAACGUGAGCCAGCAGGGCACGGAGAUCCCCGCCUACGGGGAGGGAGGGGGCCAGCAGUACCCCUACCAGACCGACUUUCCCCAGCCGGAGGGCGGGGUGGACGAGGACGCCAGGAGCGAUGUCACCGAGGGCCACGAUGAGGACGUGGAGGCCAUGUACGAGGGCGAGUACCAGGGCAUCCCCCACCCGGACGAGAUCAAGGCGGCUCAGCGGGCGGCCCGGGCCGAGGCCAGGAAGAAGGCGAGGCAGGCGGCCGCCGCCACAGAGGAGGAGGACCUGGCGGAGCAGUACGAGAACAUCAUGGAGGACUGUGGGCACGGUCGCUUCCAGUGGACCCUGUUUCUGGUGCUGGGCAUGGCGCUGAUGGCCGACGGUGUCGACGGCUUCGUGGUGGGCUUCGUACUGCCCAGCGCCGAGAAGGACAUGUGUUUGUCCAACGCCAACAAGGGCAUGCUGGGUCUGCUGGUGUAUGUGUCAAUGAUGGUGGGGGCGUUGGUAUGGGGGGGGCUGGCAGAUAAGAUGGGUCGUAGGAAGUGUCUGAUCUUCUGUCUGGCCAUCGACUGUGUCUUCAGCUUCCUCUCUUGCUUUGCGCAAGGAUAUGGAUUCUUCAUCUUCUUCAGGUUCUGCUCCGGCUUUGGAAUUGGAGGGACCAUUCCCAUCGUGUACACCUACUUCGCAGAGUUUCUCCAGAUGGACAAGAGAGGUGAACACCUGAGCUGGCUCUGCAUGUUCUGGAUGUUCGGAGGGUUGUAUGCCUCAUUUACAGCCUGGGGAGUCAUCCCCCACUAUGGUUGGGGAUUCAGUCUCGGGUCAGAGUAUCAGAUCCACAGCUGGAGAAUCUUCAUCCUGGUCUGCAUGUUUCCUGCCAUCAUUGCCCUCGUUGGCCUGGUCUUCAUGCCUGAGAGCCCACGGUUCCUUCUAGAGAAUGCGAGACAUGAUGAGGCCUGGAUGAUUCUGAGACAGGUCCAUGAUACCAACUGGAAGGCCAAGGGAGAACCAGAGAGAGUAUUCACUGUCUCUAACAUCACCACACCUAAGAACCAAGACGAUGAGUUCAUAGAGAUCCAGAGUGACACUGGUACUGCCUUCCAGCGCUGGACUGUCAGACACAUGACGCUAGUCAAACAGGUGAUGCAGAACAUCAUGUCCCUGGCAGCACCUGACCUCAGACUCCAGGGCCUGUUCUUGGCCAUCAUCUGGUUCACCAUGGCCUUCAGCUACCACGGCCUGUCAGUGUGGUUUCCAGACAUGAUCAAGUACAUGCAAUAUGAGGAGUACGAAUCUAAGGUCAAGCUCUUUCACCGAGAACGAGUGGAGAGAUUCCACUUUAACUUCUCCCUGGUCAACCAGAUCCACAAAGAAGGAGAAUACAUCCAUGACAAAUUCAUGAACAUAGAGAUAAAGUCAGUGAAGUUUGAAGACUCCCUGUUUGAGAACUGUUACUUUGAGGAUAUAAAGUCGACCAACACCUACUUCGAGAACUGCACCAUCAAGAACACAGUGUUCUACAACACAGAUCUUUGGGAAGACUCCAAGUUUAAAGACUGUCGGAUGGAGAAUGCUACAUUCCUCCAUCCGAAGAAAGGCUGUCAUCUUAACUUCCAGGAGGAGAAUGACAUUGUCAUCUACAUGGUUAGCUUCCUGGGAAGCCUUGCUACAUUGCCGGGCAACAUUGUGUCAGCUCUCUUCAUGGACAAGUUGGGAAGGAUCAAAAUUAUAGGUGGUUCUAUGCUAAUCUCGUCUGUCGGCACGUUCCUCCUGCUGCUGAGCUUUAAUCAGGGGGCUGUUAUCUGUUGUCAGUGUCUGUUCUACGCCACCAGUGUGGCGGCCUGGAAUGGCCUGGAAGUCAUCACCGUAGAGGUCUACCCCUCUGCUAAAAGAUGCACAGCGUUCGGGGUGCUGAACGGCUCCUGUAAACUGGCGGCCAUCAUUGGCAGCUUUAUCUUUGCCAAGUUCAUCGGCAUUACCAAGAUCGUCCCCAUUUUCCUGGCGUUUGCCUCCCUAGUGUGCGGAGGCCUGCUGGCCACCAAGCUGCCCGACACUCGGGAGAAGAUCCUGGAGUGACAGCGGCCAAAUAUACAGUGUCAAGUGCUGUAAAGUUUCUCAAAAUUACCAGGUUUUAUAAAAUCUUGGUUGGAAAAAAUCUUCCCAACAGGGAUUUAUGGAAAAAUCUAGCAAUUAAAAAACAAAGUUAUGGUAUGUUUUCAACCCUGAGUGGCAUCAUGGCCAAAUAAAGCUGUCUGUACACGUACAUCUGUGUCCAGAUUGGAGAGAGACUUCGGCCUGUGAUUUUGGCUGUGUGGGGCGGGGUUCAAAACAUAUCCUCAUCAAGCCAUCUUGUCAUUUUGUAUGAAAUUGUGUUUGUUCUGCACACCUCUACAUGCCACCCCACCAUGUAGAUUUACUUGGUCUGUUUGAUAUGUUAUAAUUGUUUUACAUAAAGAUAAAGGAUACAAGGUAUGAGAAAUAUAGUUGAUGUACUUGAAGGCAUAUAGAGAUAGUUUACCAAGUUGUGCUUCCUUAUAUGAUUACUGUUCAAGAAAUUCAUUGUUGUGGGGACAUGAAAACGUACAGCUUUAAAGAGUAUAGAUUUAAUAAGUAUUUGGAUUGAAAUUGAUGGCUAAGGUUUCGAUGUACUGUUAUUGUGCGAUUCAGAACCAAUAUUUCCUUUUCCUCGAUCCAUUUCUGUUUGUGAUUGUAACAUGCGCCGAAAAUAGCUAGGUGUUUGAAACAUCCCUUUACAGUAGCUAAGUUAAAAAAUGUCCUCUGUUGUUUUUUACUUUCAGUUGGUUCUGACACUAAAUAUGGCUCAGAGUUUCAUCCAUUCUGUCUCAUCCCUAAUAUUUCAUCCCCCUAUUCACAGAAACAUCCCUCUGGUCAUGGAAUCAUCCCUCUAUAUCGCUUUGUGUCUGACUGCUGGUUUGAUCUCAUCCCCUGUUGUGUGUCAUCCCCAGGACUCAUCCCUACCACAAAGAGGAUUUCACUGUUGCUGUCCCAGUAUUUUUUGUGUUUGUGUUGUCUUAUUUUUCAGUUCUAGAUAUUGGUUUUCUUUCAUCCUCAUCUGUUAUUCCUUGCCAUGAUACUAUAAGGAACUAUUUAAUUUUUUUCAAAAUGUGAAAAUGUGAAUUUUGCUCUAUUUUUUUAAAACUCAAGUAUGGUUUACAACUCGUACUGCAUUUACAUCAACACCAUGUAUAAACAUUAUUAAUUAAGGAGCAAGAGUGUGUGUGUGUUUGUGUGUGUGUGUGUGUGUGUUUGUGUGGGGGGGGCAUAAAUCCAAAUGUUGUCUGUUUAUUUACUAAAAAAUUUAGAUUGAUGGCCAACUACGUAUUUGUUGUAUAUAGACAUGUGUAUAUUAGUUGUACAAUAACUGCAAUAAAAUAGGUUAGGAUGCACCAUAAUGGUCAAGCAGUCUGAAAUGGACAGAUCAGGAUGCACAUUUUCCCCUUUACUUAUUCCACUACUCAAAAGAAUGAAAGCAAAUAUUAUCAACACUAAUCGUUUAAGUUACUAGAUUUUCUGGAUAUUUUCUGGAUAUGUGUAGCCAGCUGUGUUACUGAGAGCCAGCCUUACCCAUUGAAUUGAGCCUGACCUGCAGUGUGUUCACCUCACCAGGAAGACCAGGCACUGGAAAAUGUCAGACAAUAAAAUGUCAAUGUUUUUGUUUUGUGAUGGUCAAAAUAAAAAUAUUCUGCUAUAAUGUCUGGGUAAUAUC
Esox lucius (northern pike) is the source of this 4831-nucleotide messenger RNA. It is a transcript of the gene sv2ba, whose product is annotated as synaptic vesicle glycoprotein 2Ba. Gene Ontology annotation, molecular function: transmembrane transporter activity. Gene Ontology annotation, biological process: chemical synaptic transmission; transmembrane transport. The transcript is spliced from 13 exons. Lineage: Eukaryota; Metazoa; Chordata; Actinopteri; Esociformes; Esocidae. Bases 1096 to 3180 code for a protein of 694 amino acids. The record is from RefSeq and is a predicted model, not a curated record. Gene Ontology annotation, cellular component: membrane.